GUGAGAGGGGAGUAGGAGGAAAAUAGCAUCCUUUGGUUCACACAGAGGAGAUAAAGCAGACGGUGGGACCAGAAGGAAGUGGAGAAAAGGACUGAUGGUUUUGUUACAGAGACAGACAGGACACUCGGAGACAGAAGGAGGGAUAGAUAGAGGGUUUAUAAUUUCUCACCUGGGCCUUUGAAAAGACAGCGUGUGAGUGUGUGUUAAUGUGUGUUUUAGUGGGUGAUCAGCUGUUUGGAAUACACACACGUUGAAGGGUGGAGCCAUGAUGGGCAAGGAUUACAUGUUGGCGAUCAUCAUUGUCAACUAUGACGACAACAUCUGGACAGACCAGAACCUGCUCAUGGACCCAGACCUUCCCACUGGCUGGAGAACCAUCAAAGACUCGACUGGAACUUACUAUUGGCACGUUCCUACAGGAGCGACCCAGUGGCAGCAUCCGAAACUCGGCGCCGCGCAACAUCAGCUGGAGGCAAAGCAGGAGGACGCUGGAGAUCAAACUCCGAUCAAGCAAACUGACAGCGUUCCGCAGGGAAGGACUUCCUGGCAUGAUGAAUAUCUCAGUAGCCAAGAUCGUGACUCCAAGUGCUUUGCAGUGCGUUCUCUGGGGUGGCUGCAGGUGGAAGAGGAGGAUCUGUCCCCAGGUCGCAGUAGUCUUGCUGUCAGUAACGUCAUCCAGCAGUUGUCUCACAGCAACAGCCCCGAGCAGAGAGACAGGUUGGGGGCAUGGGGGGAGGGUCGAGAGAUGAUGAUGGUUUUGAAGAAAGACACCUUGUCACUGUUGGACCCGUUAGACCACACCCCGCUCCACUCUCAACCCAUCAUUAACAUUCGGGUUUGGGGUGUCGGUUGCAAUAAUGGCAGGGACUUUGCCUUCGUGGCGGGCGACAAAGACAGCUGCAUGUUGAAGUGCCACGUGUUCCGCUGCGACGCUCCAGCCAAGACCAUCGCCUCUGCACUGCACGAGAUGUGCUCCAAGAUGAUGUCAGAGAAGUCGCUCGUACGGCCAUCUCGCUCGCUCACCAUGGAAAGUAUCUCCCCUGAGGACCUUCCUAGACAAGUGGAGUUUCUGGAAGCAGUGCGAAAGCAGGUCCAAAAGUUUGAGGUGCAAUACAUCGGAAACCUACCAGUGUCUCGAGCAAUGGGCAUGGAGGUGUUGAACAGAGCCAUCGAAAGCAUCAUGAACUCAACAGACAAAGACGACUGGGAGCAGACAGUCAUCCAUGUCACUGAUAAUGUUCUGUCUCUGUGGAGGGGUGAGGACGGCGACGAGCCUCUCUGGGAGUGCCAGGUGCGAUUCCUGACCUUCCUGGGAGUGGGACAUGACAGCCACACCUUUGCUGUGAUCGUGGAUAGCGGCACUCAGCGAUUUGAAUGCCACGUGUUUUGGUGUGAACCUGAUGCUGGAUUCCUCUCCGAGGCUGUGCAGGCUGCGUGUAUGGUUCAGUAUCAGAAGUGCUUGGUCGCUCAGACUCCUCCUCCAAGGUCCAAGCUAUGGCACGGGUCCUCAUCAAAGGUCAAAAGGGCCAACUCCAUGGAUGGUGCUGCCUUUCCGCCUCUAACAUCUCACCACCAUGGCAACAGUGGUGCCUCCGUGAUGCCCCGGAUAUCCAAAGGGAACAACAGCGGCGUCAGGAAGGGGAUGCUGGCUUUCUUUGAAACCUUCCGUAACAAGCAGACCGCCACUUCCUAAUGAUGGUGGCAGGGCCAUCAGUCUGUGUCUGGUUUGAACACUGGUGGUGAAGCGCUGAUGGCCCAACCUCCGCCCUCAACCGACUUCACCUCAUCAGCAAUGCACAAGACAAGACAACCUCAAAUCUAGGGUCUGGUGAAAUAUCACUCUGUUCAGUCAAGCUGGUGGUCAGAAUCAGAGUUCCGAUUCGAACCUGAGAAAACAUCAUAUCUAAUAAGUAGUUUGAGGGGAGAAGGUUUAGUCCAUAUAUAUGUAUAUAUAUAUAUAUAUAUAUAUAUAUAUAUAUAUAUACACACACACACACACACACACACACACACACACAAUAAACAUGACGCUCUAGCACCGCCCAGUGGCUGCAGAGCACACAACAACUAGAAUGUAUCUUGAUGAAAUAAAGGCCGGUGGAAACCAUAGUAAAGAUUUAGUCUAGUAGGUAUGAGAUGCUUUAACUAGCUGCAUGUCAUGACACUGAAAUGCUGCAUUUUUAUUUUAUUUUUUAACCAAUGAGCUCUUUACGUCUCCUUCCCUUCCCUCCUUCGUUAUUUUACUUUAAUUUUUAAUUCCCAUGAUAAACUUUACCUUGUUCUCCUAUUUAUCUCUGACAUUACGUACUAUAAUGAGGAGUUAUUGUCUUGGAGGAAUCAGAUAUUGUCUGUAGCAGCCCGAUGAACUCCCAAUUUUUCCUCUUUGAAUAUAUCUGUCUCCAUCCAACCCUCCACACCAUGCUACUGCUUAUACUCAACAGACACGCUUAGAAACCUUGAACUGACCGUCCCCUCGCUUUCCUCCAGUUGAUGUCAUUUCCUCCUCUAUCGUCAAAAAAUAGCGCCAAGUCGAUGAGGUGUUUAGGGAUAAAGGAUUUAAUGUUGCAUUACUUGGUUGACUGAAUCCAUAUGCAGGUGCAUAGUUGUUUUAACAGGGAACAUUUUUGCACCUUCUUCUGAACCAUGAUCUCAGGGGCUGAUUCACUAUAGGUCUGCUGAAAUGCAUGUAAAAAUGUUGCUCAUACUAAAGACAACAAAGCGAUUUAUAAAGCGAGAAGACAAAGGUUUGGGUCUUCCAAGGGUGUGAAAAUUUGCAUGGCUCCCUGCUAGGCUGGAAUGAAUUAGCAUUUGGGAGGAUAAUUGAAUUACUGCACGCAGUCUGAGAUAUCAAACAAGACAGUGGUCCAAGUGUUGUGUGUACGUAAUUGCUCACACAUGGCUGCAGUGAUUUUAGUGAAGAGGCGACACAACUGUGACGUAGAGAAGCUUCAUCAUUGGGAUAGUGAUUCUCCCUUGUGGGAAAUCCCCUCUGUCAGCUCAUCUAGUUUGCUCCUGGACUCUUCUUGCUAACGUCCUUCCUUCCUUCAAUUCAUUGUGACUCCAUCAAUGUUAAGCUUCAAGCCUCUACUCUUCCAUUGUUCUCAUAAUUCAAAAUGAUCCUUGUGCCAUCAUUUGUCAUGACAAAUAUGUUGGUUUCAAAAUGCCCCUUGUGGAGCCAAUGCCCACAAAAUCUUCGGUUUUGACUUUGCAACUGAAAAUCAAAUCAUGCUCUAUAAUACAUUUCACUUCAAAAGCCUAUAAUUUCUGUUUCUGUAGAUUAUUAUGACUCCCUGACGGCAGUGAAAAGUCAACAUUUUUUAAUUCAAAAUGAACAAUCAUGCUUUAUGAAAAUCAUUUGUGGGUUGGUUACAAUCUAACCUCAAUAUAAUUUGAAGCAGAUCAUUUUAUUUAUAUAUUUUUACAAAAUAUUCAGUUGCAAAGAUGAUCACUAUGAAAAAGUAUUCUGUAUACGUGUCCUGAGACUGUCAAUGACAACAUGAAAUAGAUGAACGAAUGUGAACAUUCUUAGUUUAAAAAAAGUGCAACAUAAACAAAGGGAUAAAUCAUCACUGUUAAAGGAGACAGUUUAAAUCUUGUCACACAUAACAUCCAUUUUUAAGGGGAGAAUUCCUGGAUGAUCUAUGACCCAACACUGAGCUUGGAGUUGUUGUUUUUUUUGGAUGACAGUUCAAUGUUCUGUAACAGUCAGAAGUCCCUGUGUCUGAUUUACUAGGCUCUUGAAUAUCAGCAGAAAUAAAGAUGUCAUGUACAAAUUAACCCAAUAAAACAUGUUUUGUCUGUUUGAGAGUUUGUCACUGCCAUGAUGAUAGAGACUCAGGAAGAGUGGAUAGAAAGAACAACAUCAGAAAUGAAGCUCGGGUAUGGAGACAAAGUUU
Molecule: messenger RNA, 3896 nt
Organism: Synchiropus splendidus (mandarinfish)
Lineage: Eukaryota; Metazoa; Chordata; Actinopteri; Syngnathiformes; Callionymidae
Gene: apbb3
Product: amyloid beta (A4) precursor protein-binding, family B, member 3
Exons: 12
Coding region: 266-1693 (475 amino acids)
Biological process (GO): regulation of DNA-templated transcription
Cellular component (GO): cytoplasm; nucleus
Molecular function (GO): transcription factor binding; amyloid-beta binding
Source: RefSeq, a predicted model, not a curated record